This is a messenger RNA of Labrus mixtus (cuckoo wrasse), 1220 nucleotides long. RefSeq names its product SEC22 homolog B, vesicle trafficking protein a (gene sec22ba). Bases 125 to 772 code for a protein of 215 amino acids. Gene Ontology annotation, molecular function: SNAP receptor activity. Gene Ontology annotation, cellular component: endoplasmic reticulum-Golgi intermediate compartment; Golgi membrane; SNARE complex. The record is from RefSeq and is a predicted model, not a curated record. The transcript has 5 exons. NCBI's taxonomy places the organism in Eukaryota, Metazoa, Chordata, Actinopteri, Labriformes, Labridae. Gene Ontology annotation, biological process: retrograde vesicle-mediated transport, Golgi to endoplasmic reticulum; vesicle fusion with Golgi apparatus; endoplasmic reticulum to Golgi vesicle-mediated transport.
ACAAUGAACUUCCGCCCAGCUCACUUUUUCUGCAUCAUCAAAGUUGGCAGCAAAAAACAUCCAAAGUUAGUAAAGUUCCAACAGAGCUGAGAGUUGAAGGAGCCGAUUAUUGACUGACAUCGAUAUGGUUUCUCUGACGAUGAUCGCGCGUGUGGCGGACGGACUGCCGCUGGCCGCGUCCAUACAGGAGGAUGAGCAGUCUGGAAGAGACCUCCAGCAGUACCAGAGUCAAGCCAAGCAGCUGUUCCGCAAACUGAACGCCCAGAGCCCGGACCGCUGCACCCUGGAGGCCGGGAGCAUGAACUUCCACUAUGUGAUAGCACAGGGUGUGUGCUACUUGUUCCUCUGUGAGGCUUCCUGUCCCAAAAAGAUGGCUUUUGCAUACUUAGAGGACCUCCACACGGAGUUUUAUGAGCAGUAUGGAAAAAGAGUUCCCACAGUGACAAGGCCUUACUCUUUCAUUGAAUUUGACACAUACAUCCAGAAAACAAAGAAGUCCUACAUUGACGGCAGGUCCAGGAGGAACUUGGGCAGCAUUAACUCGGAGCUGCAGGAUGUGCAGAGAAUUAUGGUGGCGAAUAUUGAGGAAGUUCUGCAAAGAGGAGAAUCUCUGUCUGCUCUAGACACCAAAGCCAGCAAUCUCUCCAGCUUGUCCAAGAAGUACGGCAGUGAUGCAAAGUACCUCAACACCCGCUCCGCCUAUGCCAAAGUUGCCGCUGUGUGUGUGUUCUUUCUCACGCUCAUCAUCUAUGUGCGUUUCUGGUGGCUCUGAUGGACUCUCAACUGGCACUCAUGAGGGAGGUGUAUGAUCUUGAAAACAAACGUUUUACUUCAAACUGUUACAGUUCUGUUAUUCACAAGGGGGCCUUAGAGGGAUCAUAUUCAUUUAAUUUCAUAUUCAUUUCCUGUCUGAGGUAGAAACUUGUGUUUAUGCUUCAAGUUGCAUUAUGCUUAUUGAUAAACUGAGCCAUAGGUCUGCGAUUGGACUUUAUUAUUCAAGGCAUUUAUGUUCCUGUGAACUGGAAUAACAAGAGCAGAGUGUUGAUCGUUCAUCAAUGUUUACACUGUCAGAGGGGUUUCUUUCAGAGUAUCAGUAUUCAGGAGAACCAUGUAUGCAAAAGGAGAGGCUGUGGUGAAGUCUUAAUAUUGUGAUAAUUGAAUGUUUAUUGUUUCUAAAGUUUACAUUGUAAAAAAAAAAAGAUUAAAUAUUUAUCAAGUUA